Piliocolobus tephrosceles (Ugandan red Colobus) is the source of this 1127-nucleotide messenger RNA. RefSeq names its product glycine N-methyltransferase (gene GNMT). The record is from RefSeq and is a predicted model, not a curated record. Gene Ontology annotation, molecular function: glycine N-methyltransferase activity; S-adenosyl-L-methionine binding; identical protein binding. The coding region runs from base 60 to 947 and encodes 295 amino acids. Gene Ontology annotation, biological process: regulation of gluconeogenesis; S-adenosylmethionine metabolic process; one-carbon metabolic process. The transcript is spliced from 6 exons. Lineage: Eukaryota; Metazoa; Chordata; Mammalia; Primates; Cercopithecidae. Gene Ontology annotation, cellular component: cytosol.
CUGAAGUGCCUGUGCUAUAAGUGCGGAGCGGGUGACUGUGGAGCCAGGCGCGGCGCAGGAUGGUGGACAGCGUAUACCGGACCCGCUCCCUGGGGGUGGCAGCCGAAGGGCUCCCAGACCAGUACGCUGACGGGGAGGCGGCGCGCGUGUGGCAGCUGUACAUCGGGAACACCCGCAGCCGCACCGCCGAGUACAAGGCAUGGCUGCUCGGGCUGCUGCGACAGCACAGCUGCCAGCGGGUGCUCGACGUGGCCUGUGGCACUGGGGUGGACUCUAUUAUGCUGGUGGAAGAGGGCUUCAGCGUGACGAGUGUGGAUGCCAGUGACAAGAUGCUGAAGUAUGCGCUUAAGGAGCGCUGGAACCGGCGGCACGAGCCUGCCUUCGACAAGUGGGUCAUUGAAGAAGCCAACUGGAUGACUCUAGACAAAGAUGUGCCCCAGUCAGCAGAGGGUGGCUUUGAUGCUGUCAUCUGCCUUGGAAACAGUUUCGCUCACUUGCCAGACUGCAAAGGGGACCAGAGUGAGCACCGGCUGGCGCUGAAAAACAUUGCGAGCAUGGUACGAGCAGGGGGCCUGCUGGUCAUUGAUCACCGCAACUACGACCACAUCCUCAGCACAGGCUGUGCACCCCCAGGGAAGAAUAUCUACUAUAAGAGUGACUUGACCAAGGACAUCACAACAUCAGUGCUGAUAGUGAACAACAAGGCCCACAUGGUGACCCUGGACUAUACAGUGCAGGUGCCGGGGGCUGGCCAGGAUGGCUCUCCUGGCUUGAGUAAGUUCCGGCUCUCCUACUACCCACACUGUCUGGCAUCCUUCACGGAGUUGCUCCAAGCAGCCUUCCGGGGCAAGUGCCAGCACAGCGUCCUGGGCGACUUCAAGCCUUACAAGCCAGGCCAAGCCUACGUUCCCUGCUACUUCAUCCACGUGCUCAAGAGGACAGACUGAGUGUGGCCUCAGCUCCCACAAGCCUCCGCCCAGGCACUGCUAGGCUCUGUCUGGAAGAUGGGGACCAGCAGCCCCACACCAGGGCCAGCCUCUAGAGCAGACUACAGCUGGGGUGCAGGGAUGUGGGUUCUGCAGAUGGAAGGGUAAACAAUAUAGUCUGUGCCUUUUUCAGUUCCUGCA